Molecule: messenger RNA, 996 nt
Organism: Naegleria lovaniensis
Lineage: Eukaryota; Heterolobosea; Eutetramitea; Acrasida; Naegleriidae
Exons: 3
Coding region: 1-996 (331 amino acids)
Molecular function (GO): protein binding
Source: RefSeq, a predicted model, not a curated record
AUGAAGCGAACGUUUGUUGAGCAUUCCGAAGUAGAUGGCGGGUAUAACAACGCUUUUCAUCACCCAACAACAAACAUUGUAAAUAAUAACCCCAUGUUGAUUCUUGAAAAUUCAAAAAGAUUGAAACAUAAUUUGAAUAGCGAUGUAUUGGAAACUGAUUCUCUCCUUUUCGGAGCCGGCUCGUUUCAUGAUACCUCAUCUUCAUGCUUGUUCUCUGUGCAAGCUUCGAAGGAUGCAACCAAGCAGCUGAAACAGUUUGAACUGAUAAAUACCAUUGGAAGUCAAGGAAACAAACCUGGAGAGUUUAAUAGCCCAUUCGAUAUAGCUAUUGACCACUUCUCCCAACUCUUAUUUAUUUCAGAUCACGACAAUAAGCGAAUUCAAACGUUCCACUUGCACAGUUUAACUCUAAAGCAAGUGAUUAACAUUUGUGACAAACCAAAUUAUAUUGCCAUUCAUACCAAUAACACAUUGCUCGUUACAUCUAGAGAAUAUGUUUACAAAUACUCAUAUCUUGACGGAAAACAAAUAUGGAAAUUGUCCACACCGUUUCAAGCACCUACGGGAAUUUGUGUCGACUAUGAAGGAAAAAUUUAUGUCUGUGAUUGUUUUUCUCAUAGAAUCGUAGUAUUGUCUCAAAACGGUCAAGUGGAGCAUACGAUUUCUUCUGAAGGAAGCAAUUUUGGACAAUUAUUAUAUCCAAGAGGAAUAGACUUGGAUCAUUUGAAUAAUUUAGUAGUGUGUGACAAUGGAAACAAUCGAAUUCAAGUCUUUACAAGAAAUGGAAAUUGUCUUAAUUCUUACCAAUGUCAUCACCAUCAAUCCAACAAUCUCAUCUCUCCAGAAUCCGUUCUUGUCGAUAAAUCGGAUGGCUCUUUCAUUAUUACGGAUUGGGACUUCCAUCAAGUCCAUGUCCUGUCAAGCAAUGGUCAUUUGGAAAUUGGGUCCUAUGGAAAAGACCUUAAUUCUUUCAGUAUCCAACAGGAAUGGCGUUAA